Eptesicus fuscus (big brown bat) is the source of this 1152-nucleotide messenger RNA. It is a transcript of the gene NPY2R, whose product is annotated as neuropeptide Y receptor Y2. NCBI's taxonomy places the organism in Eukaryota, Metazoa, Chordata, Mammalia, Chiroptera, Vespertilionidae. Gene Ontology annotation, molecular function: neuropeptide Y receptor activity. The coding region runs from base 7 to 1152 and encodes 381 amino acids. The transcript has a single exon. Gene Ontology annotation, biological process: G protein-coupled receptor signaling pathway. Gene Ontology annotation, cellular component: membrane. The record is from RefSeq and is a predicted model, not a curated record.
CUGAAAAUGGGCCCAAUAGGUGCAGAGGCUGAUGAGAACCAGACAGUGGAAGGAAUGAAAGUGGAGCAGUAUGGUCCAGGGCAAACCACUCCUAGAGGUGAGCUGGCCCCUGACCCUAAGCCAGAGCUUAGAGACAGCACAACGCUGAUUGAAGUGCAGAUUGUCCUCAUAUUGGCUUAUUGCUCCAUCAUCUUGCUUGGAGUGAUUGGCAACUCCUUGGUGAUCCACGUGGUGAUCAAAUUCAAGAGCAUGCACACCGUAACCAACUUUUUCAUUGCCAACCUGGCUGUGGCAGACCUUCUGGUGAACACCCUGUGCUUGCCAUUCACUCUUACCUACACCUUAAUGGGAGAGUGGAAAAUGGGCCCUGUCCUGUGCCACCUGGUGCCCUAUGCCCAGGGCCUGGCAGUACAAGUGUCCACGAUCACCUUGACAGUCAUUGCCCUGAACCGGCAUCGCUGCAUCGUCUAUCACCUGGAGAGCAAGAUCUCCAAGCGAAUCAGCUUCCUGAUUAUUGGCUUGGCCUGGGGCAUCAGCGCCCUGCUAGCAAGCCCCCUGGCCAUCUUCCGCGAGUAUUCUCUGAUUGAGAUUAUCCCUGACUUUUCGAUUGUGGCCUGUACGGAGAAGUGGCCUGGUGAGAAGAGCGUGUAUGGCACCGUCUACAGUCUUUCCUCCUUACUGAUCCUGUAUGUUUUGCCUCUGAGCAUCAUUUCUUUUUCCUACACGCGCAUCUGGAGUAAACUGAAGAACCAUGUCAGCCCUGGAGCUGCGAAUGAUCACUACCAUCAGCGAAGGCAAAAGACCACCAAAAUGCUGGUGUGCGUGGUGGUGGUGUUCGCGGUCAGCUGGUUGCCUCUUCAUGCCUUCCAACUCGCUGUGGACAUUGACAACCAAGUCCUGAACUUGAGGGAGUACAAGCUCAUCUUCACCGUGCUCCACAUCAUUGCCAUGUGCUCCACCUUUGCCAACCCCCUUUUCUACGGCUGGAUGAACAGCAACUACCGAAAGGCUUUCCUCUCCGCCUUCCGCUGCGAGCCCAGGUUGGACACCAUUCACUCGGAAGUGUUCGUGUCAUUCAAGGCUAAAAAGAACCUGGAAGUGAAAAGGAAAUAUGGCCCCAAUGGCUCUUUCACAGAGGCAACCAAUGUCUAA